Messenger RNA from Dermochelys coriacea (leatherback sea turtle), 1479 nucleotides. RefSeq names its product theg spermatid protein like (gene SPMAP2L). Lineage: Eukaryota; Metazoa; Chordata; Testudines; Dermochelyidae. Bases 304 to 1281 code for a protein of 325 amino acids. The record is from RefSeq and is a predicted model, not a curated record. The transcript has 9 exons.
UAUGUCCAGAUCAGUUGUCUUUGGGCCACAUGGAACAUAUAUGCAGUCAUUCACCUGUACCGCGCCUAGCACAACGAGGCCCUGGUCCUUGACUGGAGUCCUUUAGUGCCACCUCGAUGGAAAUAAUCAUCAUUGUUCAUGUAAGAGGGAGGAAAUCCCGACACAGUUCUGCACUCCAAGCCUGUAAGACUGGACAUCACAACGCUCUGUCUGCAACUAGUCUGCUAAUACUGUGGUCAUAACCUAGGCAUCACUUUUCCAAGUCUCUGGGCUACAGGGAAUAAUACGACUUCAUAAGUGUAGAUGGAAGAAGCAGGGAGAGUGAUGUGGCACUCAUGCCUCCCAAGCAGUGAUUCAUGGUUAUUGGCCUCCAAAGGGAAAAUUUCUUACUUCUGUUCAUAUUCAAGUGACAGGAUCAGAGAACUAGCAAGACCAAAGAAGCCUAAAGCAGCUUGGGAGAACUUUAGUAGUAGGUUAGAAUGGGGAAACCAGGAGACAAUUUGGCCCCUCUCCCUGAGUGCAUUGACGGCUCAGCCAACACCAAGAAUUAUGUCUCUGGCCAAACCCAAGAAAAUUUUUGAUGGUAACCUUCAACGCAGGCGCCUCUUCCUGUACAUCUGUGGCCAGAUGUCAGAGAUCUGGCAGCGCCCACCGUUGAUGGAUUUAGCUUUACCGUCGCCUCGAAUAUUGAAGUUGGCAGAACCUAAAAAAUACCAAACAGCGUACUUAAAACAAAGGCCUCGUAGUUCUCCGGAGUGGCCCGUGCCAACAGCUGCGCUCACCUGUGAGGCUUCCCAGCGGGUUCUAGAACUUGCACGUCCAAAAUCAGUGCAUCCAGGCUUCAUGCUAGACAGAAAGGUUGAAACACAAAUUACAGACACUGCAAGGAUGACUGUCACCCCUCCAAGAACACAACGUCUUGCCCAGCCAAAGAUUCAGAAGAAUACUUUGUGCUACGACCGGGGAAGUCCUGAAUCCGUGAUCCGCCCAGUAUCCAGGUCUGCCCAGCAAGCAGUAGCCAGUGUUCGGAUACGAGAGUUGGCUAAAGCAAAAGAGGUGUCACAUGAGUAUCUGCCUGCCCAUGAUACCGCAUGGCCAGUGACAAAGGCCGCAAAGCAUGCAGUGACUACGCCUAGGGUGGAGGAACUGUCCCAGCCGUGCAAAAGGCCCACUGCAAACCUUGCUCAGUUUGAUCCAGAUGCCUUUUUUGUAAAGGAGUCUGCUAAGAAGGCAGUUUGCUCCAACAGGCUUCAAAAACUAGCACACCCUAUUGAGCGCUGAACCCCUUGGCUCUUAGGUUCAUUAAAUACUUAGAAGAUUCAUGGCUGUCUUGUCUGCUGUUCCCUUCCCGAGUGCGUGUGAUUACAUGUUGUAGAUAGAUUGUAUGCUUGGGAGAGUUUGAAUAAAGAAGAGAUGGAUGAUCUAGGGAAAAGCCCUCCAGAGAUUCAACUGCUGCUGCUUUUAAAUACGUUGCAUCUC